Messenger RNA from Cavia porcellus (domestic guinea pig), 1065 nucleotides. RefSeq names its product olfactory receptor 2A7-like. Gene Ontology annotation, biological process: detection of chemical stimulus involved in sensory perception of smell; G protein-coupled receptor signaling pathway. The record is from RefSeq and is a predicted model, not a curated record. Gene Ontology annotation, molecular function: olfactory receptor activity; G protein-coupled receptor activity. Lineage: Eukaryota; Metazoa; Chordata; Mammalia; Rodentia; Caviidae. Gene Ontology annotation, cellular component: plasma membrane. The transcript is spliced from 3 exons.
AUGGCAAACAAUUCCACCUCCAUCACAGAGUUCAUCCUCCUGGGAUUCCCUCUUAACUCAAGCAUGCGGAUGCUCCUCUUUGGACUCUUCUCCCUGUUUUAUGCGUUCACCCUGCUGGGGAAUGGGCUCAUCCUGGGGAUCAUCUGCCUGGAUAGCAGACUGCACACCCCCAUGUACUUCUUCCUGUCCCACCUGGCCACCGUGGACAUGGCCUACGCCUGCAACACGGUGCCCCAGAUGCUGGUGAACCUGCUGAGCCCAGCCACGCCCAUCUCCUUUGCAGGCUGCAUGACUCAGACCUUCCUCUUUUUGACUUUGGCUAUCUCAGAAUGUCUGCUUCUGGUAGUGAUGGCCUAUGACCGCUAUGUGGCCAUCUGCCACCCCCUCCAAUAUUGUGCCAUCAUGAGCUGGAGGGUCUGCAUCAUGCUGUCAGUGACAUCCUGGACCAUGGGAUUUCUUCUGUCCUUCAUUCACCUAGUGUUACUUCUACCUUUACCCUUUUGUAUGUCCAAGAAAAUCAAACACUUUUUCUGUUAAAUCAUGGCUGUGCUUAAACUUGCCUGUGCAGAUACCCACAUUAAUGAAAACAUGGUCUUGGCAGGGGCAGUGUCUAUGUUGGUGGGACCAUUCUCCAUGAUUAUAGUCUCAUACAUGUGCAUCUUGCAUGCCAUCCUGAAGAUACAAUCAAGAGAAGGGAAAAGAAAAGCGUUCUCCACCUGCUCCUCUCACCUCUGUGUGGUUGGACUCUUCUAUGGAACAGCCAUGAUCAUUUAUUUUGUGCCCGGAUAUGGCAACCCCAAGGAGCAAAAGAUGUAUCUCCUGCUGUUUCAUAGCCUUUUCAAUCCCAUGCUUAACCCUCUCAUCUAUAGUCUUAGGAACUCAGAAGUGAAGAAUACUCUAAAGAGAGUGUUGGAGAUCAAGAAAAAUACCAACAACGUUCUCAACCAUUUUCAAGAAUUUUGUCAGAUAUCCUCUGUCUACGGUGAACCUGUUUAUGCAGGAUACUCCAAACUUUUUGUGAAUUUGAAUGGCCCACCUUUGGAGUCUCUUGGCCUGUUUAAGUGA